AUGAAUAUGAACAGUCUUUCGCAUACAGAGCAAGCUGAGACAAGUUUACCCCGCUCGCCAAAGCGACAAAAGAUUUUCCACCAUGGCGGUUUGUCUACCCGACGGCAUGAUGAUUAUACCAUCGCCUGGGUUUGCGCACUGCCUAUAGAGAUGGCUGCAGCUCGGGCCAUGCUGGACGAGACUCACGAAUCCCUACCUACGCAUGUAGACGACUACAACACCUAUUUACUGGGAAAUAUCAAGCAGCAUAACAUUGUAAUUGCGUGUUUGCCACUUGAGUAUGGAACAAACAAUGCAGCCACUGUCGUGACGAACCUAAAGCGAACUUUCUCAGCAAUCCGCGCGAGUUUGAUGGUCGGGGUUGGUGGCGGCGUGCCAAGCAAAGCUGAUAUACGCUUAGGCGAUGUCGUCGUCGGCACAAGGGUGAUGCAGUUUGAUCUUGGGAAAAUUGUCCCAGACGGAAAGUUUCAGCGAACAGCGAUCCCUAGGACUCCCCACUUGCUGCUUGGGACAGCUGUGUCUGCCCUUCGGUCAAAACACGAACUAGACCCCACUCAAAUCCCAUCUAUUGUACAGCAGAAGCUGGAGGGACACGUCAAGUACGGUCGCCCAAGCUCACCAGAUCGCCUCUUUGAAGCGACGUAUGAUCAUGAAACUAGUUCAACAACUUCUUGUGAUGGGUGCGACCAUUCAAGGCUAGUGCCACGAGGCAGACGGAUGUCAUACGAUGUGAGGAUUCAUUACGGCGCAAUCGCUUCAGGAAAUCAAGUCAUGAAACACGGCACUACCCGGGACAACGUUGCUCGAGAACUGAAUGUCAUUUGUUUCGAGAUGGAGACUGCUGGCCUGAUGGAUAUUCUCCCUUGUCUCCCAAUUCGAGGAAUCUGCGACUACUCAGAUUCUCACAAGAACAAAAAAUGGCAGAGGUACGCCGCAGCAACUGCGGCCGCUUACGCAAGGGAGCUUCUCGAGGAGCUACCUCUGACCGAAGCGCAUACAAGAGUUAGUUAUAGUUCAAAUCAGUGUUUAUCGCAGGAAUACCGGCAAGCCUUGUUAGAUUCCCUUAGUUUUAAACAAAUCGAUUCCCGCAAAUCGACCAUCGAGAGCGCUCACCAAAAAACUUGUCGAUGGAUUCUCAGCCAUCCUGACUACGAGGCAUGGCUUGAUCCUACCAAAUUGACCCAAUACCAUGGAUUUUUGUGGAUCAGCGGCAAGCCUGGCGCCGGCAAAUCCACCAUCAUGAAGUUCGCAUACUCCACCAUGAAAUCAAAGGCUUGCAGCAAGAAUGCCACCACUGCUUCCUUCUUCUUCAACGCUCGAGGUGAAUACUUGGAAAAGUCCAUCAUGGGGAUGCAUCGUUCGUUGCUACUUCAGCUGCUUGUAGGGUACCCUGACCUUCAGACUGUUUUGGACGACCCCAACCUUGUCUCCCAGAGUCAAACUGGUUGUCCAUCCUUGAAUACUCUCAAAGGCCUUUUCAGUAACGCAGUUGCCGCUCUUGGUCAACGCUCUUUUACCUGCUUCAUCGAUGCUCUCGACGAAUGUGAUGAACAACAAGUUGUUGACAUGGUUCAGUACUUCGAAGACCUGGCAGAACAAUCCACGGCGAAGGGUAUUCCAUUCAGAAUAUGUUUUUCCAGUCGACAUUACCCCUACAUUAACAUACGACAGGGGAUCCAAUUUACACUAGAGGAUCAGUCUGGCCAUGCGGAAGACUUAGCAGCUUACGUCGCUAGCCGCCUCCAAAUCAAAAACUCAGCACUGGUCGAAGAACUACGACCCCAACUUCUCGGUAAAGCUGCUGGCGUUUUCAUGUGGGUCGUAUUGGUUGUCAAUAUUCUCAACAAAGAGUAUCGACGGGGUGGGCUGAGCCUGAGAAAGAGACUCGCAGAAAUACCGACUGAUUUGAGCGACCUGUUCAAAGACAUCUUGAGGCGUGACAAUGAGAAUAUGGAGGAUUUGUUGCUUUGUAUUCUCUGGAUAUUGUGCGCAAAACGGCCUUUGCAACCGAAGGAGUUUUAUCAUGCCCUCUGGUCUGGUUUGUCACUGAAGAAUCUGGUCGACAGCCAGAUUCCCGAUGUCACCGUCCCAGAUAACAGUGAAAAGUUGAGCAGAUUUAGCAGAUAUGUCAUCAGCUCUUCAAAAGGGCUUGCUGAGAUCACAAAAUCAAAGCAGCCAGUAGUGCAAUUUAUACAUGAAUCUGUUCGAGACUUCCUUAUCAAAGACAGGGGUUUGCAGGAACUGUGGCCUGACCUUGGAUUUGACUGGGAGAGCCCAAGCCACGACAAACUCAAACAAUGCUGUGCCUUCUACAUGAAUCACGGCUUGGUGCGUUCCUCUGUUAGUAGGUUGUUUUCACAGUCCCAUUUAAAUAUGCGGACAGAAAUUUCACAAGUUUACCCGUUUUUGGAGUACGCCAGUCAGAAUAUCCUCUACCAUGCCAAUGCUGCGGCAAAUGUAAUCCCUCAAGAUGAGUUUCUAUCUUCUUUUCCGAUUUCUAACUGGAUUAAUAUCAACAAUGUCUUCGAGAACUUCAAGGUUCGACAGUAUAACUGGGAUGCAAGUUUCUUUUACGUUUUAGCAGACAAAGGAUUUGCUGAACUCAUACGUACAAGGCUCAAAAAAGAUCAGGAAAUUCAUGUUCAUGGAGAAAGAUAUAGGUAUCCGCUGUUUGCCGCUUUGGUCAAUAGUAACAAAGACGCUGUUGCUGCCCUCUUGAACUUGCCUUCGAGCCAUUAUGAUGGAGUUGACAUUACCGAAGGACUGAGCUAUGGUAAAGAUUUGAAGGAACACAAAUAUCGGACACCUCUAUCUUGGGCAGCCCAGGAAGGUCAGGCAGGCAUUGUCAAACUACUUCUCCAGACAAGAACAACCGUCGAUGAAAUGGAUAUGGGAGGGCGAAACCCAAUUUCGCGAGCCUCGGAGAAGGGCCACGAGGUAGUGGCUACGUUGCUUAUUGACAGGGAGGCAGAUGUCAACAGCAGAGAUAAAUCUGGAAGAACACCGCUUCUAUAUGCUUCACGUAAUGGCCAUGAGGCAGUGAUAAGGCUGCUUAUUGAGAGGGGGGCAGAUGUCAACGCUAUGAGUAAAUAUGGAAGGACACCGCUUCAAUACGUCUCCAUGAGUGGCCAUGAGGCAGUAGUAAGGCUAUUUAUUGACAGGGGGGCAGAUAUCAACAGCAGAGAUAAAUCUGGAAUGACACCUCUUCAAUACGCCUCAAUGAGUGGCCAUGAGGCAGUGAUAAGGCUGCUUAUUGAGAGGGGGCAGAUGUCAACGCUAUGA
Talaromyces proteolyticus is the source of this 3282-nucleotide messenger RNA. Its product is annotated as Pfs, NACHT and ankyrin domain protein. The transcript has 2 exons. Gene Ontology annotation, molecular function: catalytic activity; protein binding. Lineage: Eukaryota; Fungi; Ascomycota; Eurotiomycetes; Eurotiales; Trichocomaceae. Gene Ontology annotation, biological process: nucleoside metabolic process. Bases 1 to 3282 code for a protein of 1093 amino acids. The record is from RefSeq and is a predicted model, not a curated record.